AUGGCUACCGAAACCGCUCCUGUCAAUGGCCUCUACGGCACCUCUCAGUACACCCAGCCAGCCGAGCUUGCUGCUUCUACUCCCUCCGUACCCACUCACGCGACCUCGGCCUCACAGAGUACGACCGCCUCAGCUACUACCCAACAACAGAAGGCCGACCCUCAAGAAAUUGGCUGGUACUUUGUUGAGCAAUACUAUACUACUCUGUCCAAGACUCCAGAGAAGAUCCACCUGUUCUACUCCAAGAAGUCUCAGCUGGUCUCUGGUGUCGAGGCUGAGAAGGUCGUUCCUGCCGUUGGCACGAAGGCCAUCAGCGAGAAGAUCAAGUCCCUUGACUUCCAAGACUGCAAAGUCCGCGUUCUCAAUGUCGACUCACAAGCUUCGUUCAACAAUAUCGUUGUUCAGGUUAUCGGGGAGAUGUCCAACAAAUCUGAGCCGCAUCACAAGUUCGUCCAGACCUUCGUCCUUGCCGAGCAACCGAACGGCUACUUCGUCUUGAACGACAUUUUCCGUUACCUCAGCGACGAUGUGGACGAGAUUGUCGAAGAUGAACAACCUCAGACAGAAGUCCCUGCGGAAGAAGUCCCUACCCCUGCCGAGGGUCUACAAGACGCCCAGCCCCAUACCGAGGAUCAAGUUGUCACCGAGAACGCAGCCGACGAGGUCGAUGAGAAGCUUGAAGAGCAGACGGAGGCUCCACAAGAUAUUGCUGCCGAUACCAACGGUGAUGAUGCCUCGAAACCAAUUGAAGAGCCCGUCGACGCUCCGGAAAGAGCGCCCAAAGAGGAUGUGUUGGCAACAGAGACGCCUGAGCCUGCUGCAUCUGAGCAAACUGCCGAGCCUGAAGCGACCCCGGCUCCGGCCGAAUCUACUGCUGAAGCUGCUGCACCUGCACCAACUGCAGCAGCAGCUCCAGAGGCGCCAGCGGCGAAGAAGACUUGGGCAAGCAUGCUUGGAGGAGGAAGUGGUGCCGGUGGUGUCCAGAAGCCCGCCGUUCCCGCACUCCCAAUCUCGACCCCAGCACAACCGAAAGCUCCUCGACCUGCGCAACCUGCACAAGCUCCCAAGGCUCCAACUGAACCGGCAUCAGCAGCCACCCCACCCACAGCCAGCACGCCCACUUCGCAAAGCAACGGCUGGCAGACGGCUGAGCACAGCAAGAAAAGCAAUCGACCGCAAAACAAAGCCGCCUCUGAUGGAAUCACUCUUGCGUACAUCAGGAAUGUGAAUGAGAAGGUCGACGCUAGGAUCCUUAGAGAGGUUCUAGAGAGCUUCGGCGAGCUCAAGUACUACGAUGUGUCCCGACCUAGGAGCUGCGCCUUUGUCGAAUUUUCUGACCCUGCUGGAUACGCAGCGGCCGUUGCUGCCAAUCCCCACACUGUCGGCACCGAGACAAUCUAUGUCGAGGAAAGACGGCCUCGUCCUAAUGCCUACGGCGGCAGCAAUGCUAACUACACCCGUGGCGGCGGCCCAGCCAGUCGCGGCGGUCGUGGAGCGAUUCAAGGCGGCAGUCGGUCCGGGAGCCAGACUAAUUUCCCCAAGGACGCUGGACGCGGCGGCAAUGUCCAGCACCAGAGAGGUGGCAAGCCUGGCACUGGCACUAUCACCCCCAAGGGUCGCGGCCAGGGUCAGACCGUGUGA
This is a messenger RNA of Cladophialophora carrionii CBS 160.54, 1641 nucleotides long. RefSeq lists its product as uncharacterized. Gene Ontology annotation, molecular function: mRNA binding. The transcript is spliced from 3 exons. Gene Ontology annotation, biological process: ribophagy; protein deubiquitination. Gene Ontology annotation, cellular component: cytosol; ribonucleoprotein complex; Ubp3-Bre5 deubiquitination complex. NCBI's taxonomy places the organism in Eukaryota, Fungi, Ascomycota, Eurotiomycetes, Chaetothyriales, Herpotrichiellaceae. The record is from RefSeq and is a predicted model, not a curated record. Bases 1 to 1641 code for a protein of 546 amino acids.